CGUCGCCCCACCACAUCCAGUCGUACUGCGAAUGCCACGCUGUGAGCUUCGUAUUCGCGGUAUUUUGGCACCUUUUUCCCACUCGCCCAAUAAAUCGAACCACCUCGACAGUGUUGUUACCCCGAUUGAAUACGCGUGAUCCGCAGUUGGUCGCAGACGGAAUCCGGCCGAUUUCCAAUAGGAUCCGAGGUCGAUUUUAUAGUUUUUGACGACCGGUCGAGUACCGUCGCCGCUCCGUUCUAUCCUGUCUUGCCAGCUAGCCCGCGGAGCGCAGCGUGUGUCGUAGGAAAAGAAAAGGCCCGGCCGUACGAAGGCGAGGUAGAUAAUAUAUAUACAUAUAUAUUCGUGUGUUCGAAUCCUCGAUUUUCCCGAAUCGCGUAUUUAACGGGAGUGUUAGAAAGUGCGCAAGCCGAGCCAGCGGCAGAAACCGCGAUGCGACAGCGCCGGGUGAUGCUCGAUUCGCAGCGGCAGCGGCAACAGGAAGUACAAGAGGUUCGGAGAGCAAGAUAGACGGAAAUAGAAGGUUCAUAAAGGAGCAACACGGCGCGCGGCUAGACGGUACAUGUACGUAUGCAUGGUGAUCCGUUCGCGGCGUACCGAGCCCGGCAGAGAGACGCUGUCAUUGCUGUUUACGAACAUUUGAAACGGGCGCGCGGUUUUCCACCAGUACUCGAAACAGUUCGCCGAUAGUUUCUAGUUGGUGACACCGGACUCGUUGUUUACCAACGUCAGUGGUGUGCGGUCAAACUGGGAACGUCGAUUACCCGUUCAAGAGAGGGAGGGAUAAAAGGAGAAAGAGCGCGUGUGCGUUCGCCGAAGGUACAGCACGGGCACGUAGGUAAACCGUGCGUGCGUGCGUAUACGCGUACGCGGCAGGUAUCGCGAGGAGGAGAGUUAUAGGAGAACGCGUGGCUCGCAGAACGGUAAAGGAAGGAACGGGAGUAUACGCGGUCGUAAGAAGGAGAGGUAAGCAAUAGGAACGGGCAAGAGCGGGAGAGCGAGCGCGAGAUGCAUUCCAGAUGGACGAUGACGCCGCACAGUCUGUAAGGCUCGCGUGGUUACUCCAUUAUAUCGCGUUUAUCCGUGAUUGUCGUGUCAGGACGUAUAUCGGCGACCGUGGUCGUCGGCUGGGUUAUGACGCGCGCUUAACGCGCUGCGUGCACGAAAUCGAAGCGAGCGCGUGUCGAUCCUGUUGUGAGCAACAUGGAGUCCGACACGGCGGCCGACUGGCCGUCGCCGGGAAUGGGCUCCCUCGAGACAUCGAUGCCGAGGAAAUUCCGGAAGGAACGCUGCCGGUGGGCAAUAGUCAAUUGGGCGAUGUGCGCCCUCUGUAUUAGCAGCCUCGCCGUGUCCGGUUUGCUGAUGUACAGGGAACUGGGAUUGGAAUCGCGGAUCGCCAGUUUGGAGGCCAGGUUGCAGCUACAAGAAAUGCCGGACCAUAUCACGAGGUUCAAGAGGGAGGUUCAGCAACAGCUAGACACGCAGAGGAUCUACAUCGAACAGAAUUAUCUGCAUUCGAACGGAAUUCGGUUCAAGCGAGACGUCGCAUCCGAGUGCAAAUGUCCACCGGGUCCUCCCGGAGAGCCAGGUCCUCCUGGAAGGAAGGGGAAAAAGGGGAAAAAGGGUGACCCCGGGGUACCUGGCCCGCAGGGUCUGACCGGGGUACCGGGCAAGAACGGUUUUCCGGGUCCUAUUGGGUUAGAUGGACCGAAAGGUGAGAAGGGUCGAGAUGGAGACAAGGGGCAGAAAGGCGAGCUGGGAAGUCCGGGCUUUGACGUAUUUUCUGCAGUAAAGGUCAAUGCACAGGGAUUAGGGUUAAAGAGGUCGGUGACGACGCUCCGCGGCGGGACACUCGGCUAUGCGGAAAUCGUCGCUCUGAAGGCACUUCAGGAGCAAGGGCAUAAUAUCUCAGCGCAGAGCAUCAUACAACUGAAAGGAGAGCCGGGCGAACCUGGACCGCCGGGGCCACCCGGUCCUCCGGGCGCCGAAGGUCUUCCUGGACACGAAGGCAGGCAAGGAGUUCCGGGCGACAUCGGGCCAGCGGGCGAGAAAGGACCACCAGGACCGAUCGGGCCAAUCGGUCCUCCUGGCAUCCCGGGACUUCCCGGUGCAAAGGGUGACCAGGGUGAUAAAGGCGAACGAGGUAUAACAACGUCUUUGAACGGAGAACUUCAAACUGGAGUAUUCGAGGGACCCCCUGGUCCACCAGGACCACCUGGGCCCCAGGGCGAGAAGGGGGAGCCGGGCCCGAUGGGACCACCCGGUCUGACGGGAGAAAAGGGUGUCCGGGGUAAGCAAGGGAAGAAGGGUUUCAAGGGUGAAAGCGGUGUGGCAUUGAUGAGAGGUCCGCCCGGUCUACCGGGUACGAAGGGUGAACCCGGAGAACGGGGUUACCGAGGAGAAAGAGGCACCAAGGGAGACACGGGCUCGCCAGGACCGAAAGGCGAUCAAGGGUUGCCUGGUUUUCCUGGAUUCAAUGGAACGGACGGAGAAGUCGGUAUUCAGGGUCCUCCAGGAUUGCCGGGAAUUUCUGGACCUAAGGGCGAAAAGGGCGAAUACGGAGAUAUCGGACCUCCCGGACUUAUGGGACCGCCAGGUUUGCCUGGUCCACCGGGUUAUCCAGGGAUGAAAGGCGAAAAAGGAGAGAAAGGCGAAUCGAAAUACAAAAAACUUAGGCGAAGACAGGGAGACGGUACGUUCGAAGUAAAUGCCGGCGAAGUGAUAAUGGGACCGCCGGGACCACCCGGUCCAGCCGGUGCCCCUGGUCUUCAAGGUCCUCCAGGCAUUAAGGGCGACCGAGGACACGAUGGUGCCAAAGGCGAUCCUGGAGAGAAGGGUGCCAAAGGAGAUCCUGGUCCAAUGGGACUGCCCGGCCCCAUGGGACUGAGGGGAGAAUCCGGGAAGCCCGGGGAUGCCGGGAAACCUGGUGCCAUGGGGCCACCAGGAUUAGACGGCAUGAAGGGUGCGCAAGGAGACCCGGGCACGAAGGGCGAGAGAGGGGAUCCCGGCCUACCUGGUACCGACGGAAUUCCUGGCACGGAGGGACCGAAGGGAGAGAAAGGUGCUAACGGCGAAUCUGGACCGUCUGGGAAACGCGGUAAAAAAGGCGACAAGGGCAGCAAAGGAGAUCAAGGCGUACCUGGAUUGGACGCACCCUGUCCAGUAGGGCUCGACGGACUUCCACUAGCAGGAUGCGGCUGGAGACCACCCCAGAUGUUUUCAGAGAAGAAGGAACAUUCUUCACGAUUGGCUAGAAGAGGAAGAAGGAAAAGAAGGGCAGUGAUACAAGCACGAUAAGGAAGAUAGUACAUAUUUUCAAGGACCUUUGUGUAUACUCCAUCGUAAAAAUACAAUUUAUUCAGUUUAACGUGAAAUGAAGCGAGUUAUUUAAGAAAAAGAAAUAUGCAUGGUGUUCACUCCUAUGGUUCGCGCCAUUCAUCGACCGUCUGUAAUGUAAUAAAGUAAGUCGUUAAGGAAAGAUUCAUUUAAAACCACAGUGAAACAUCUUUCUGGGAAUUAAAACCAGGAUGUGACAUUCUACGUUCUUCUUUUAAUCAAUUUUUAUUGUAUUCGGUAUAGAUCGUUGGUUUUCACUGUACUAUAAACGACUGAAACCUCUUGCGAUUUGCCAGAGCGAACACCCUGCGUAUAUUUUUUUACAUAAUAUAUAUAUUUUUUUUCUUUUUUGGCAUACGCAUACAUGUAUGCCGGAAUAAUCUUCUUGCCACAUCGGGUGUUGUAAAUAAGUGUACUUACAGUGUUUAGCGUCCGCAAAUAGUGCGUGUACAUAAAUAUCUAGAACUUAUCACCGCGAACGCGGUUAGAAACGGCAUCAUAAUUUUAAACGACAAUUUGUUCAUAAUGUAAACGUAAACGUGAAUAAUUUACAUUAAGUUACGUUAAUUCCUAGGCGGAAGAGUAAGGCCGGUGACCGAAUUAUCCAAAUAUCGUUCGCACAACGUAAUAAUAGCGAUAGGGAAUGGUCUAAAACGAAUAAAUGAUUUAUUAGUCUAUGGAUAUCAUCGCCAUUGUAUAUCUUCUUUUGCGAAAUGCGUUACGUUUUCCAUGGAGAAAUUAAUUUUCAUCGCGUGCAGAUAGAAUACAAUGUGUAAAAAGUUUCGAUUAUUCCACGUUUCUACAUUGAAAAUGAACUGCCAAUUGUAUUUUCUAAAACAUCGUAAACGAAUUGCUUCUCGAUGUAUAUUUAUUUCGCCGGAAUGCGACUGACCGCAGUUUGGCACACGCAAUUAUAUGUAUUUAUACAGCUUCCUUUUUUAAAUUAAUUUCACGACAUAUGAGUAGAUUUUUUAAAACGUUUGUAAUUUAAAUUGUACAUCGCUUUUGGAAGGUCCUAUCUGUUUCCCUUUAUUCAAAUUUUUACCCAGUAUCGUAAGUUUAAUUAUUAAAGAGUUUCGAGUAUUAUUGUAUUUCCGUCGGCGGGAAUGACGGAAUGUGAGUUUUUAUAAUGGGAAACGCUGAUUUUAUUAUCUUCGGUACGUCCAAUGAAUAUUUCUGAAUAGUUGCGGAGGAAAAUUUUUAUACAAACGUCGGUUAAUAAUGCAUAUCCUGACAAUUUCUAUUUAGAUUAGUAAUAAUGUCAAGUGUAAAGCAAAGGAGUAACGUGUACACAUUGUCAAUACUAUCAGGUAUUAUUAAAUAAAGCAUAAUUAUAUUA
Molecule: messenger RNA, 4675 nt
Organism: Ceratina calcarata
Lineage: Eukaryota; Metazoa; Arthropoda; Insecta; Hymenoptera; Apidae
Product: collagen alpha chain CG42342
Exons: 25
Coding region: 1204-3297 (697 amino acids)
Biological process (GO): extracellular matrix organization
Molecular function (GO): extracellular matrix structural constituent conferring tensile strength
Source: RefSeq, a predicted model, not a curated record